CGGCGCAUGGAACUGCUGAUGUCACAUCUGUUUCAAUUCCCCGACUUGCACAGAAAUACCGUCACGUCGGAAAAUAAUAUUUUUUAUGAAAACGCAUUCCCGCUGACAGUAAACACGAAGUAUCUCAUCCCAUUUUGGUCUUCUACAAAUGUUUUUUUCUGGACACCGUCGGCCAUAUUGAAUAGGUCCGUUUCGGGGCUGAAGCGAUGGGUAAGGGAGGUUUCAGUGGAGACUCGUACGCUGGGAAUUACGCCUGUGCUCUGGAACAAAUGGAAUGGCUUUGAAGAGGAUGGAACAAUGGGGAGCUUCCUCUCCUCUGAGAGGACUCUUUGUUCGGCCACACAGUCGGCCAGCUUUGAUAGGUCAGUUCACUGUCACCGUGGCAGAGGGCCAGUGCCCGACUGGCCAAGCCUCUGAACCAUGAAGCUGGCAGCAGCAAAUCGUGUUGAGGCUGUGCACAGACAUGAGCUCUGCUUCGACAUGCGCCAUCUCUUUCAUGUUGCUACACGUGAUUUGAAUGCUGUGCUGGGGAUUUCUCUGGCUAAAUAUACAUUUUUUCUGUAUUUCUGCAAUAAAAUGGCUUCUGUUAAAAUUAGAAAUUUCUCUUGGACUAAGCAAUAUAAUAACUUAAAAGAGGGAUGGACUUUGAUGACGAGGAUGGAGAAGGACCAAGCAAAUUUUCAAGAGAGAACCACAGCGAGAUCGAGCGGCGCCGGCGGAACAAGAUGACCCAGUACAUCACGGAGCUGUCGGACAUGGUGCCCACCUGCAGCGCCCUGGCCCGCAAGCCCGACAAGCUGACCAUCCUGCGCAUGGCCGUGUCGCACAUGAAGAGCAUGCGGGGCACGGGGAACACCUCCACCGACGGGGCCUACAAGCCCUCCUUCCUGACCGAACAGGAGCUGAAGCACCUGAUUUUGGAGGCGGCGGACGGCUUCCUGUUCGUGGUGGCGGCGGAGACGGGCCGGGUGAUCUACGUGUCGGACUCGGUGACGCCCGUGCUGAACCAUCCGCAGCAGGAGUGGUUCGGGAGCACGCUGUACGACCAGGUCCACCCGGACGACGUGGACAAGCUGAGGGAGCAGCUCAGCACCUCUGAGAACUCCAUGACAGGGCGGAUCCUGGAUCUGAAGACGGGCACAGUGAAGAAAGAGGGCCAGCAGUCCUCCAUGCGAAUGUGCAUGGGCUCCAGGCGGUCCUUCAUCUGCAGGAUGAGGUGUGGGAGUGCACCUUUAGACCACAUCUCAUUAAAUCGUCUGUCCAACAUGAGAAAGAGAUACAGGAACGGCCUGGGACCCUCCAAAGAAGGGGAGGCGCAGUACUCGGUGGUGCACUGUACAGGAUACAUCAAAGCCUGGCCGCCUGCAGGCAUGACAAUACCAGACGAGGACUCUGAAGGAGGGCAAACCAGUAAAUACUGCCUGGUUGCAAUCGGAAGACUUCAGGUAACCAGCUGCCCGGUGUCCAUGGACAUGAACGGGCUGUCGGUGCCCACAGAGUUCCUCUCGCGCCACAACUCGGACGGCGUCAUCACCUUCGUCGACCCCCGUUGCAUCAACGUGAUUGGAUACCAGCCUCAGGACCUGCUUGGUAAAGACAUUUUAGAGUUCUGCCACCCUGAAGACCAGAGUCACCUGCGGGAGAGCUUUCAACAGGUGGUGAAGCUGAAGGGCCAGGUUCUCUCGGUGAUGUAUCGCUUCCGCAUGAAGAACAGGGAGUGGAUGCUGCUCCGAACCAGCAGCUUCACCUUCCAGAACCCGUACUCCGACGAAAUCGAGUACAUCAUCUGCACCAACACCAACGUCAAGCAGCUGCAGCAGCAGCAGCAGGCCGAGCUGGAGGUGCACCAGAGAGACGGCCUGUCGGCUUACGACCUCUCCCAGGUCCCUGUCCCCAGCGUGGGUGGCGCUGUCCACGAGGCGGGGAAGCCCAUCGACAAAUCAGAGGCCAUGUUCUCCCAGGAGAGGGAUCCCCGCUUUGCAGACAUGUACGCCGGGAUCUCAGGGCCCGAUAAAAAGAUGAUGGUCCCGUCGUCCACGGCCGGGGGGCAGCAGCUCUACUCCCAGGGGAGCCCUUUUCAGCCGGGGCAUUCUGGGAAAAGCUUCAGCUCGUCCGUGAUUCACGUUCCCGGAGUCAACGACAUCCAGCCGUCGGCCACGGCCGGCCAGAACCUGGCCCAGAUCUCCCGGCAGCUCAACCCCAGCCAGGUGGCCUGGAGCGGCAGCCGGCCCCCCUUCUCCGGCCAGCAAAUCGCCUCGCAGUCUGGCAAGGCCCAGUCCUCUCCGUUCGGCAUCGGCUCCAGCCACAGCUACCCGGCGGACCCCUCCUCCUACAGCCCGCUGUCCAGCCCGGCCACGUCCUCCCCCAGCGGCAACGCCUACUCCAACCUGGCCAACCGCGGCGCCGCCUUCGAUGUUGCAGCUGAAGGCGGGCAGAGCGGGGGGCAGUUCCAGGGGAGGCCCUCGGAGGUUUGGUCGCAGUGGCAGAGCCAGCACCACAGCCAGCAGGGCAGCGAACAGCACUCGCACCCCCAGCCCAAUCAGACCGAGGUCUUUCAGGAUAUGUUGCCGAUGGCUGGGGAUCCGACGCAGGGGACGGCCAAUUACAACAUAGAAGAUUUUGCUGACUUGGGCAUGUUCCCACCGUUCUCCGAGUAGCAGCCGGGGCAGGGACAGGAGGAACUCACAAAUCUCGCAUUUCAUCACCAUCUUCGCACCCAAGUGUGAAUACCUGAGCUCGGCGAAUGCCAGGCGUCAGGUGUCCAUCGCACACAGGAAUCAUUAACCAGUGUUCCCGGUCAGUCACUCACGUGUACUGUGUUCCAACUCUGCUUGAAAAGGACCACGUUCCAGUGAAAUCAGUAUCUACCAGGAAGAAGCGCUCGUAUUAACCUGUACGUGAUGUCAGUGUUCUGCAGAAUCUUCAAGUUCCAGGGGGAAUUAAGGCCCCUCCUGUUUCUUUCACAGAGCUUCGCUGAACCGAUUCGGGUUAUGCGAGGCCCAACAUCUUGCCAUACUUUUCUGCUUCUCGCCAGCGUUACGUGAAGCUUGCUGUGUGAAAUAUUGUAUUUGUGGCGCUCUCUUCAUAAUCUAGGUAAACUAAUUCAAAAGUUGAAGGAUGCAAUUUGCUUAAAACAUGUAAGUGAAGAUUAACUGAAGUUUUUGAAGAAGUUGCUUGUAUUAAGGUGAAGCUUUAAGUGCACUUCAUGAAGCUAAUAUCACCAGCCUCCAGGCCUUUCCAAGGGAAAAAAUACGUCAUGCAGUUAAAGCACUGCCCAGUGCAUCUUGUGUCCAUGGGGUAGUCGCAAUUCUUUGUUACAUUAUCUAAUCUUUGUGUAAAGGAAUUGGAGUAAUUUGUAGUCAGGAUAUUUUACACAUAAAAGUGUGUAUACUGUGUAGCAGUGACGAAUGAGAGAGGGAUCAUGUAUCCAAAUCCUUUUUGCUAAAUCAGAUGGAUGUUUUUUGUACAUAAUGUGAUUUUUAUGUUUACUUGGUUUUCCUAAACAUACACAGCUAUACACAUUUGUGUAGUUUUAAUAUUGUGAGCAAUGUCAGUAUGUCAGUUUAACUAUCACUCUUUUAGUUAGCUUAAUUGUACAUUGAGUUUUAGACUUGUAAAAAUUGUGUAAAUGUGAUCUAUUAUUUUUGUGUAACUUUAUAAACAAAUGUGCUUGUGUCAAUAAAUGAGUAUGUAUCUGC
Messenger RNA from Anguilla rostrata (American eel), 3698 nucleotides. It is a transcript of the gene arnt2, whose product is annotated as aryl-hydrocarbon receptor nuclear translocator 2. Gene Ontology annotation, biological process: regulation of transcription by RNA polymerase II. Bases 639 to 2657 code for a protein of 672 amino acids. Gene Ontology annotation, cellular component: cytoplasm; aryl hydrocarbon receptor complex; transcription regulator complex. The record is from RefSeq and is a predicted model, not a curated record. Gene Ontology annotation, molecular function: RNA polymerase II cis-regulatory region sequence-specific DNA binding; DNA-binding transcription factor activity, RNA polymerase II-specific; protein dimerization activity. NCBI's taxonomy places the organism in Eukaryota, Metazoa, Chordata, Actinopteri, Anguilliformes, Anguillidae. The transcript is spliced from 18 exons.